UUCAACAUAUUUCGUAAGAGUCGUGUUGAAUAGUCAGUUGGCAGAGGGUCAAUAUCGAAACUCACCCAUAAUCCAUUCAAAGAUAAUGGCCACUUCUGCAAAAGAAGAUGGGAAGCCAGUGCAAAUAGUUGAGGUGAAAAAAGGCAAGCUCGAACUCCAUAAAACAGCACUUGAUGCCCUCUUGUUGCAACCUGUGUGCAAGAAAAUGCCAGUGAUGGUUUUGUCGAUAGCUGGUGUAUUUCGCUCUGGGAAAUCUUACCUACUCAAUUUAUUAGUCAACCACCUCUCUCAGAAUGUCGAUAAAACAGGCGGAUUUCCUUGGAGGUCUGGUAUUGACAGGGUGACAACUGGUAUUUGGAUGUGGAGUAAAAUUUUUACCAUUAUAUUACCUAACGGUAAAGAAGUUGGAGUAAUAUUGGUGGAUACGCAAGGAACGCAGGAUCCAAAGACCAGCCAAAAGCAGAAUGCUGCAAUAUUUGCACUUAGUACACUAUUGAGCUCAAUACAGAUUUAUAAUGUGAAAGAUUAUAUUAAGGAGGGAGAUCUGCAGUUUCUUGAACUAUUUGUUAGAUAUGGAAUUGCAAUUAAAGACGAUAAGAAGCCUUUCCAGGUUAGAAAAAUAUCCAAUAAAUUUUGA
Messenger RNA from Anneissia japonica, 637 nucleotides. Its product is annotated as atlastin-3-like. Bases 86 to 637 code for a protein of 183 amino acids. Gene Ontology annotation, molecular function: GTPase activity; GTP binding. The record is from RefSeq and is a predicted model, not a curated record. The transcript has 6 exons. NCBI's taxonomy places the organism in Eukaryota, Metazoa, Echinodermata, Crinoidea, Comatulida, Comatulidae.